UCGAAAAUGGCUGCCGUGUUGGACGAGGUCGGCAAAUCCGCCGAAAAAUUAAUAAACGAGGAAAAAGACGAAAUCGUUGACGAAGAAGAUGAAACUGGUGCAGUAGAAGCAUCGAAGAAGAAAAAAAAGAAGAAAAAGAAGAAGAAAGCUGGUGCUGGUGAAGCUAGUGCAGAUGUUCCAGAAGGGGAAGAGAAUAAAGCAAAGGAUGAGACUGCUAUGGAUGAAGAACCUGAUGCAGAGGUAGCAGAAAAUGAUGCAGAAGCAGAAGAUGCUAAAAAGAAAAAAAAGAAACGCAAAUCACGCGCAAAAGCUGGAGGUGUUAAGCAGCAAACAGAUCCUCCAAUUAUUCCUGUGUCACAAUUAUUCCCCGAUGGAAACUUUCCACGUUUUUCAAGCGAGGAAGCAAGAGCUUUUGACAGAAUGCAUAACGAUAUUUAUAACGAAGCCAGGCAAGCAGCUGAAGCUCAUAGACAAACAAGAAAACAUAUUAUGAAAUGGGUAAAACCUGGAAUGAAAAUGAUGGAUAUUUGUCACGAGUUGGAAGAUACAGCGAGAAAAUUAAUAGGAGAAGAUGGACUAAAAGCUGGAUUAGCUUUUCCAACUGGUUGUUCACGAAAUCAUUGCGCGGCUCAUUACACUCCAAACGCCGGAGAUACAACCGUUCUCGAUUACGACGAUGUUACCAAGAUAGAUUUUGGUACACAUAUUAACGGACGGAUCAUCGACUGUGCAUUUACGUUGACAUUCAACCCGAAAUACGAUAAGCUGAUUGAAGCUGUUCGCGAUGCUACUAAUACCGGGAUUAAGGCUGCAGGUAUCGAUGUUCAACUUUGCGACGUUGGCGCGGCGAUUCAAGAAGUGAUGGAGUCGUAUGAGGUUGAAUUAGACGGCAAGACUUAUCAGGUAAAAUCUAUAAGAAAUCUCAACGGUCACUCAAUUGCUCCGUACCGUAUCCACGCUGGAAAAACUGUGCCGAUAGUUAAAGGUGGCGAAGCUACUAGAAUGGAAGAGAAUGAAUUUUAUGCCAUCGAAACUUUCGGGUCUACCGGAAGAGGAAUCGUUCACGAUGAUUUAGACUGCUCUCAUUAUAUGAAAAGCUUCGACGCUGGUUUCGUCCCGUUAAGAUUACAGAGUAGCAAAUCUCUACUGAACGUUAUCAACAAGCACUUUGGUACUUUGGCUUUCUGUAAACGGUGGUUGGAUCGUGUCGGUUGCACAAAGUAUCAAAUGGCGUUGAAGGAUCUGUGCGACAAGGGUACAGUGGAAGCUUAUCCUCCGUUAGUGGACGUGAAGGGAUGUUACACUGCUCAGUUCGAGCACACCCUCGUUCUACGUCCGACAUGUAAAGAAGUUAUUUCUCGCGGAGACGACUACUGAAAUGUCUAUUGUUCUUGAAUCGCGUUACAUACACACUCAUUAUAUCCUUUAAUCUGGGAAUGUACAAGUUGGUUUGUGUAACAGCACACCGACGAUAAAUGUUAAUGAUUAAUAACGCGAUAUUUAAUUAUACGAUCU
This is a messenger RNA of Habropoda laboriosa, 1515 nucleotides long. RefSeq names its product methionine aminopeptidase 2 (gene und). NCBI's taxonomy places the organism in Eukaryota, Metazoa, Arthropoda, Insecta, Hymenoptera, Apidae. The record is from RefSeq and is a predicted model, not a curated record. The transcript has 6 exons. The coding region runs from base 7 to 1377 and encodes 456 amino acids. Gene Ontology annotation, molecular function: metalloaminopeptidase activity. Gene Ontology annotation, biological process: proteolysis.